AUGAUUUACCCUGGCUAUCGACCCACCCCCAACGCUUCNUCGGACAUGCAAGCACUCCCGAAAUACGCCAUCAACGAACUUCCAGCCUGGAGCAAAGCAUUCCUCAUCAUUUUCUGGAUAGUCCAGCUCAUUGUCUGCAUCGUCGGUUGGGGUAUCGGAGCCUUCGCACUAGGCACAGAGUCCCUUCUCCAAGACCAUGCCACUUCAUAUAGCAGCAAAGUACAAUCUGCUCUUCGUGCCGGCGCUGCCAUCUGGAUAGCAUGGGCCAGUGUCAGCUUUGUCCUCAUUGUCACCGAAAUCGUCAUGUUUUCGCGACAAAACUUGAAACCUUGGUUCGAGGUCACCUCUUGUUGUAUCAAGACCACGCUGUGGUUGAUCAUGUUCCUGAUCGCUAUCCGCGACAUGGUGGUGGACGGUUCAAGCGACACUGACAGUGAUGUAGCNAUUGUGUUCCUUGUUCCCUUGAUAUACUCGGCUGUUGUGCUGCAUCGUCAACGCAGAGCUGCUCGCGGUCCCACGGCAUCGAGCGUGGUUUGA
Messenger RNA from Aureobasidium uvarum, 537 nucleotides. The record is from the annotation of a GenBank genome assembly. NCBI's taxonomy places the organism in Eukaryota, Fungi, Ascomycota, Dothideomycetes, Dothideales, Saccotheciaceae.